Molecule: messenger RNA, 2822 nt
Organism: Cyprinodon variegatus (sheepshead minnow)
Lineage: Eukaryota; Metazoa; Chordata; Actinopteri; Cyprinodontiformes; Cyprinodontidae
Product: partitioning defective 3 homolog
Exons: 18
Biological process (GO): establishment of centrosome localization; establishment or maintenance of epithelial cell apical/basal polarity; intracellular protein localization
Cellular component (GO): apical junction complex; adherens junction; cell cortex
Molecular function (GO): protein binding; phosphatidylinositol binding
Source: RefSeq, a predicted model, not a curated record
CUGGUUGCAGUGUACGAAGAGCAGGACCCACACAAUGGAGGUGAUGGAACCAGCGCCAGCUCCACAGGAACCCAGAGUCCAGACCCUUUUGCCGGUGAGAUGAAUGCAGCAUCAGCAUUCCAACCUUACCAAGCUGCCAGUGAGAUCGAAGUCACAACAUCUGCUCUACGAUCAAGCAUGUCGUUGAAUGUCCGUCGAAGCAGCGACCCCUCCGUGGCUGACAUCCCUCCAGGAGAGGUCAUGAUUGGUCAAGAGGAACCAUCGAGGAGGAAUCCGGCUCGCUGGUCCACAACACCUGGUUUCCAGAAGUACAGCGUUAUGCCAAACACACAGGGUGCCACGGGCACCAUAGAACAGGGAAGAGGAGCCCAAGUCUAUCGGAGUCUUCCUCGUGAUGCGACUACCUGGGCUGCUCAGUUUCAGAGAAACAUGAUUCGUUCUUCCCUUAGUGCCAAUCAUCCAAUGGUCGACCAAUGGCUUGACCAACAGGAACAGGAGGAGGAGGAAGCAGACCGAAGAACAUACGAAAGGAGAAUUGAGCGAAUCGAGCCUGUAGGGAGGGCCGACUCUUCGCUGGAGCGUUCACCUGUGUUAAGUCUUGAAAGCAUGCUCAAGCCGGUCGAAGUGUCCAAUGAAGGAGGGCCCCUGGGGAUCCACGUAGUUCCUUUCAGUUCACAGGAUGUUAGGACUCAGGGCUUGCUGGUGAAGCGUUUGGAGCCUGGAGGAAAAGCUGAGAAAGAGCGUCUCUUCCAGGAAAACGACUGCAUAGUCAGGAUUAAUCAGGGAGACAUUCGCAAACUGCGCUUUGAACAAGCUCAGAACAUUUUCAGGCAGGCGAUGCGUUGCCAGCGCAUUCUUUUCCAUGUGGUGCCUGCGUCCAUGAAGAGGCACUAUGAUGUACUUGCGGCUCAGAACGAGCUUAGUCCACCCCAGUCGCACAGGGUCCGCUUUAGCCAAGACCCCCAGCAACCAGGGGACCGGACAAGUAUGGGUGCAGGGAUGCCACCCACAUCUGGACAGCAAAGCAUCAAUCACAAUCAUCAAGGUCCCCUGUCAGGAAGCACCCCAGAACCAAGUCGGCGGUAUGCCACUUUACCGCAUGCCUUACCUCACCCCUUAAUCUCCAGGACCCCAUCAGCGCCUUCUCCCUCCUUGCAGCGUAGAAUAAGCACAACCCCAUCCAACAUCUUCUACCAAAAGAAAAAGGGACGCAGCUUCAACAUCCAGCUGAAGAAAGGCGCAGAGGGUCUUGGAUUCAGCAUCACGUCCAGAGAUGUCCCUAUUGGUGGAAGUGCUCCUAUUUACAUUAAAAACAUUCUUCCUCGAGGGGCUGCCAUCCAAGAUGGACGACUGAAAGCUGGAGACCGGCUGUUGGAGGUUAGUGGAGUGGACCUGAAUGGAAAGAGUCAGGAGGAAGUGGUGGCCCUACUUAGAGCUACCCCCAUGGAUGCGAUGGUGAACUUGCUGGUGCUUCGUCAGGAUGACCCCAUACUGCCUCGAGAAGUGUGGAACUCACCAUCACUUUUUCAAUUUAGCCAAAAACAGGAGGAUGACAUAGUGCUAACUCCAGAUGGGACGCGGGAGUUUUUGACCUUUGAGAUCCCGCUCAAUGACUCAGGCUCAGCAGGCUUGGGAGUCAGCGUUAAGGGGAACCGGUCCAAGGAGAGCCAAGCUGAUCUUGGAAUCUUCGUGAAAUCUAUUAUUAAUGGAGGAGCUGCUAGUAAGGAUGGCCGUCUUCUUGUCAAUGACCAACUCAUUGCUGUCAAUGGAGAGUCGCUGAUUGGGAUGACCAACCAGGAUGCCAUGGAAGCACUUCGAAAGUCCAUGUCGGUAGAGGGCAACAAGCGAGGAAUGAUUCAGCUCAUUGUGGCGCGACGACUGAUUAAGGACAGUGAGGAAGCCUAUGCUAGCCCGGGGAUGCUGGAGUUUCCCAUUAAGUCUCCUUCAGAAAACAAUGACGAUCCAAACUCCCAGUUUGUUUAUGAAUCUAUUGACAGCUUGGACAACACGCCUACAACCCGGGCUAAUGUACCUGCACGCAACGGUCACUUCCAGCUCUCUCCAACUGUCAACAUGCCACAAGAUGACACAGUGAUGAUUGAGGACGAUAGGCCACCACCGCUUCCGGCCCACCUGUCUGACCAUUCGUCCUCCAGUUCCCACGACGACAUGGGCUUUGUAGGAGAAAACCCAGUUGUCUGGGUUCGCGAGAUGCCCGGUCAAAACGAAUGCUCUCUAAGUCCCGAUGCAGAACCUGAUGCUGCAUUCCAGAGAGAAGGCUUCGCCCGGCAGAGUAUGUCAGAAAAGCGCUCCAAGCAGUAUGACAGCCCAGCUCAUCUGGACAUCAUCAAGAACCGCAAGUCCAAAAGCAUGGAUCUUGGUUCUGAAGAGCGACAAUUUGGAGCUUCCCCUGAUUUAAAAAAGUCCAGCUCCAUGGAGAGUCUCCACAACCCUGCUGCUGAGGUUAUAAUGAACGAAGAGCUCAACGUCCAAAGGAUGCCCUCGCGGAUCAUCAGGGGUCGAGGCUGCAACGAGAGCUUCCGGGCGGCUAUAGACAAAUCCUAUGUGCAGCGUGGUUUCAUAGCAAAGGAAGAGAACAGCGUUGAGACAUUGGAUGAAGACACAGAGGAAAGCUUUCCUUCAGGUCAGGAGUCCAUGUCCACCAGCGGCGAUCUCAGCCUCGGUGGCGGGCUGGCUGAUGACAAGCAGAAAGAUGGCGCCACGGGCGGGCCAAAGGAAAUCAAGAAAGGGGAGAAGGAGAAAGACAAGGACAAGAACAAAGCAAAGAAGGGUGUUCUGAAAGGCCUGGGUGAGAUUCUCAG